Molecule: messenger RNA, 2786 nt
Organism: Eutrema salsugineum
Lineage: Eukaryota; Viridiplantae; Streptophyta; Magnoliopsida; Brassicales; Brassicaceae
Product: inactive protein kinase SELMODRAFT_444075
Exons: 10
Coding region: 656-2533 (625 amino acids)
Biological process (GO): protein phosphorylation
Molecular function (GO): ATP binding; protein kinase activity
Source: RefSeq, a predicted model, not a curated record
GGAAUUUCGUAAUAAUAAUGAUCAUGGCAUUGUGAUGCAGGUGUGAUUUUGAAGAUUUGGCAGAUUCUGAUGACUGUGGAUCGAAGCAGAGAACCUUGAUUUUUUGUUUGGCCCUUUGUCUUGUUGAAAGGGUUAGAUCCUAAAAAGCAUUUGGCUUCAUUUCUUCUGUCUGUUUCAUGAGAAACAUUGACUCAGUGAUUUGACAAUAGGGGAGUAGAUUGAGUGGAUAGAGAGCUAAAGUGUAUGUAUCUCUUUGGACCCUUGGGUGAUUUUCACUUCCUAAAGACUUAUUUUUGUUCUUCAUCGAAAGGGUACAAGGAUUUUUGGAUUUAAAUUUUCCCCCAAAAUCUGGUCUGGAAUCUCAAAAGAGGGGCUUUUUUUGGUUCAGGGUUUGGUGUUUUGUGUUUUGAAGUUUAUGUGAUUUAGUGAGAAAAAAGAGUAGUGAGUGAGAGGUCUUGUCCUGUCUAUGAGUUUUGUAUCCAUCUGCAACACAAGCAGUGUGUUUGGUUUGGUCUUGUCUUGUUCUCCAACUUGGCCUAAUAAUGCAAUCAUAUCUCCUGGAAGCAACAAAAUCUCUGAGGAUCAGCUAGAGAGUUAAUAAUCUUCUUGGGGGUGAGAGGAAUCUAGAGAAUUUGAUCUUGCAUUUGUGCCAUCAAUGAUCCGUGGGAAACAGGAAAAGAAACCAGGUUCUAAUGGGACUGAUAAGGUUCUCGUUGCUGUUAAAGCAUCUAGGGAGAUUUCAAAGACAGCAUUGGUUUGGGCUUUGACUCAUAUUGUUCAUCCUGGAGAUUGCAUCACUCUGAUUGUUGUUGUCACUUCUCACAAUGCUGGUCGAAAGCUAUGGACUUUCCCGAGGUUUUCUGGAGAUUGUGGGAGUCGACAUCGGAAAUCGCAUUCUGAUGCAAUUCCUGAGAUAAAGAGUGAUCUCACUGAUACUUGUUCCCAAAUGAUUCUCCAGCUUCAUGGUGUCUAUGAUCCAAACAAGGUAAAUGUCAGGAUCAAGAUUGUUUCUGGAUCACCAUGUGGAGCUGUUGCUUCUGUGGCCAAGGAAUUGCAAGCAAAUUGGGUAGUUCUUGAUAAGCACCUUAAGCACGAAGAGAAACGGUGCAUAGAUGAGCUACAAUGUAACAUUGUUGCAAUAAAGCGUUCUCAGGCAAAAGUUUUGCGCUUGAACUUGGUCGGUUCACCAACAAAGGAUGCAAUGAAAGAGUUUGCUUUACCAACUGGGCCAGAAUUAGCAUCUGCAAAUGACAAAAACAGGUCGUUAGAUUCGAUUAGAGCGGUAGAUACAACUCCUAUGAGCAGUCCUGAGGUUGGGACAUCAUUCACAGGCACAGAAGCUGGGACUUCAUCAGUGGCUAGCUCUGACCACGGGACAUCAUCGCCUCUUUUCAUAGUGGAAGUGAAAAAGGAUGAAGCUUUAGUCAUCAAAGAGGAUGAUUCCAGUUCUGAUUCAGAAGAUGACUUGGAGGAGUUUAGUGGAAACUUAAGAGAAGCAAUCUCGCUAGCACGAAGUGCUCUUCCUGUUCCACCUCCUCUAUGUUCUGUCUGCCAGCACAAAGCGCCUGUGUUUGGAAAACCACCGAGGUUUUUCUCUUACAGAGAGUUAGAGCAUGCAACAAAUGGGUUUUCACAGUCUAAUUUCUUGGCAGAAGGAGGAUUUGGAUCUGUUCAUCGAGGUGUAUUACGCGAAGGCCAGGUUGUAGCAGUAAAGCAACACAAAGUAGCUAGUACUCAAGGAGAUGUAGAGUUUUGCUCUGAAGUAGAGGUUUUGAGCUGUGCUCAGCAUAGAAACGUAGUUAUGUUAAUCGGUUUCUGCAUCGAAGAAAGCAGAAGACUCUUGGUCUAUGAAUACAUAUGCAAUGGAUCAUUAGACUCUCAUCUAUACGGUCGCCAUAAAGACACCUUGGGAUGGCCUGCAAGGCAGAAAAUAGCGGUUGGUGCGGCUCGAGGCCUUCGAUAUCUUCAUGAAGAAUGCAGAGUGGGUUGCAUUGUUCACAGAGACAUGCGGCCUAACAAUAUACUAAUCACUCAUGAUUACGAACCACUGGUUGGAGAUUUUGGUUUAGCGCGGUGGCAGCCUGAUGGAGAGCUCGGUGUAGACACGCGCGUGAUAGGAACUUUCGGCUAUUUAGCUCCAGAAUAUACUCAAAGUGGGCAAAUCACAGAGAAAGCUGAUGUUUACUCGUUUGGGGUUGUAUUGAUUGAGCUAAUCACGGGUCGUAAAGCCAUGGAUAUCUUCAGACCAAAAGGACAACAAUGUUUAACUGAAUGGGCAAGGUCUCUAUUAGAAGAGUAUGCGGUGGAAGAAUUGGUUGAUCCGAGGCUGGAGAAGAGAUAUUCAGAAACCGAAAUCAUUUGUAUGAUUCAUACAGCUUCAUUGUGUAUACGCAGAGAUCCACAUUUGCGUCCUCGUAUGUCUCAGGUGCUGCGUUUACUGGAAGGAGAUAUGGUAGUGAAUGAAAUUCCGGGAAGGUUUAGUGGAAGAUUAUCGAUUGAGAGAAGCCAGAGAUCAGAACUAAAGAUGAAGUAGCUAAUUGAGAGAAAGCUCAAGGAAGAGUUGUUUUACUCUGUAAUUUUUUUUGCUCCUUAGGAAAUGAAUUUAAUCUCUCCGUUUUUUUUUUGUUUCUGUACAGCAGUGCGUAGGAUGAAUAGAAGGAUUUUGUAUAAUCAAGUCCUCUUAAUUGGUGAUUAUUAGUUUUAGUGGAUUUAUCUAGAGGAUUAGUGUUUAAAGUUUUCUCACUGUUAAGUAAUUAACCAACAAAACAUAUAUAAGAAGGAAAAAA